This is a messenger RNA of Thamnophis sirtalis, 1225 nucleotides long. RefSeq names its product serum paraoxonase/arylesterase 2. The record is from RefSeq and is a predicted model, not a curated record. NCBI's taxonomy places the organism in Eukaryota, Metazoa, Chordata, Lepidosauria, Squamata, Natricidae. Gene Ontology annotation, biological process: response to toxic substance. Gene Ontology annotation, molecular function: arylesterase activity.
AUGGGGAAGAUGAUGCUAUUGCUGACGGUCUUCAUCAUCUUUGGCGCUUUGUUCGUGGAGAGGCUCGUCGUAUUUCGGCAGAAGCUGUUUGCUGACAGAGUAGUGCCCCUCAAGCGCCUUCCCAACUGUGAACUCAUUCCAGGAAUUGACAAUGGAGCAGAAGAUAUUGACAUACUUCCUAAUGGAUUGGCUUUCUUCAGCUCUGGCCUGAAAUAUCCUGGUUUGAAAACCUUUGAACCUCAUAAAGGAGGGCAUAUAUUACUGAUGAACCUAAUGUCAGAAAGUCCUCGUCCAGUUGAACUGAAGAUUGAAGGUGGAUUUGAUAUAGAUACUUUUAAUCCUCAUGGGAUCAGUUUAUAUACGGAAAGGAAUGACAGCAUAUAUCUCUUUGUGGUUAAUCAUCCAGAAGGCAACUCAGCAGUGGAGAUAUUUCAAUUUUUUGAGGAAGAAAGAUAUUUGCUGUACUUAAGAACUGUCACUAAUGAGCUCCUAUCAAGUGUCAACGAUAUUCUCGCUGUGGGCCCUGAGCAUUUCUAUGCCACCAAUGACCGUUACUUCCGUUCAGAGACUGUUUCGGUAUAUGUGGAGAUGUUUUGGGGUUUGUCCUGGACAAAUGUUGUGUACUAUAGCCCAAAGAAAGUUAAAGAAGUAGCAUCAGGAUUUUACAGUGCCAACGGCAUUAAUAUGUCACCAGAUGGGAAGUUUAUCUACGUUGCUGAUAUUUUGGAUCAUAGCAUUCGUGUCUUUCAAAAAAUGUCUAAUAUGAAUUUAUCUCCUGUGAAGGUCCUGAAAUUGGAGACUAUCCUUGAUAACAUAUCAGUUGACCGUACAACUGGAGACCUCUGGUUAGGAUGUCAUCCCAAUGCUGCAAAACUCCUUUCUUAUGAUCCAAAGAAUCCCCCUGGCUCAGAGGUCCUUCAGGUCAAAGAUAUCCUUUCUGACAAACCCCAAAUCAAUCAAGUGUAUGUGGAUGAUGGGACAAUCAUCCAAGCAAGCUCAGUUGCUAUCAUGUUUAACAAACACCUCAUCAUUGGCACUGUGUUUCAAAAAGCUCUUUAUUGCCACCUGUAAUUGGCACUCCCAUGAGCUUUGUCUCAGAUGAGCCAUUCAGUGACAAUAGUCAUUGUCACUGAAAUCUGAGCCAAGCUUUCUGACAGAUGUGGUCUGUCAUAGUAAACUUUGACUUGCAUUACCAUAAAAAUUAGCACAAAUAUUGUUGUAUUCA